This is a messenger RNA of Salarias fasciatus (jewelled blenny), 1370 nucleotides long. It is a transcript of the gene zfand2a, whose product is annotated as zinc finger, AN1-type domain 2A. Gene Ontology annotation, cellular component: cytoplasm; endoplasmic reticulum. The coding region runs from base 223 to 1044 and encodes 273 amino acids. Gene Ontology annotation, biological process: proteasome-mediated ubiquitin-dependent protein catabolic process; protein targeting to ER. The transcript has 10 exons. Gene Ontology annotation, molecular function: zinc ion binding. The record is from RefSeq and is a predicted model, not a curated record. NCBI's taxonomy places the organism in Eukaryota, Metazoa, Chordata, Actinopteri, Blenniiformes, Blenniidae.
CUUACGUGACGCAUCAGAACUCGCUGAGGAAGCAGACGGCGAGCGGCUAACAGGCGGUGCGGUGCCCGGACCAGUGAUCUGGGCUCAAACUGCGGUUUAAAAGGAGCGACAAAGACAGUCAAGAGCUGGAUUCUUCAAGAUAACGUCGCGGCAACUUACUUCCAUACAACAGACCAGCGCGAGGGCAGUAUAUCUGUGUGUUUUUCUUCACGAUCAGCUGACAUGGAGUUUCCAGAUCUGGGAGAGCACUGUUCCGAGAAGACCUGCAAACGUUUAGAUUUUCUUCCGAUGAGAUGUGACGCCUGUCAAGAGAUUUUUUGCAAGGAUCACAUCACCUAUGCAAACCACAAAUGCACUUCAUCCUACAAAAAGGAUGUCCAGGUCCCAGUGUGCCCGUUGUGUAACAUCCCCAUCCCCAUCAAGAGAGGAGAAAUGCCCGACAUUAAAGUCGGCGAACACAUCGACCGCGACUGCAAAUCGGACCCUGCGCAGCGGAAGAGAAAGAUUUUCACGAAUAAAUGCUCCAGAGGAGGCUGCAAGCAGAAGGAAAUGAUACGAGUGACCUGCGACCAGUGUCAUUUAAAUUACUGUCUUAAACAUCGACACCCUUUAGACCACGAUUGUAAGACCGACGGGAAGCCUCUGUCCAAGUCCGGACACGCCGCCGUAGCGAGGGCUCAAGGUGCCUCCUCCGCCUCCGGUUCUAGCUCAUCGGGUUCGGGGAACUCUCGGCCCGUUUCCAACGGUGUGAGUUCAAACAGCAGGAGUCACAGCACCAGCUCCACCCCGCGGAUUCCCACCUCGGUUUCAGCACAGAAUGUAAUCCCACCAUCAGCCUCUUUUCAGGCCGGCCUGACGGAGGAGCAGGCUCUGCAGAGGGCCCUGGAGAUGUCUCUGGCCGAGUCCAGGCCGCCGCCGCAGCCCACCCUCAGUCCUCAGGAGCAGGAGGAUCUGGCUCUCGCUCAGGCUCUCGCUGCCAGUGAAGAAGAGUACAGGCGCCAGCAGCAGAGACAACAGGUACCCGGAAAGCUUAGCCGACACUAGCAUGCUAACAGGAGCGCAUGGGAGAGAGUCCAAACAGUCCAACUGCAGCCUUUCUUAAUGCCGGAGCGCCGCUCAGACUUCAACCCGUGCUAGUUAUUCACAUCUGAGAUGUCAACACCCGGGAUCAGCGAUUGUUUCUCUGAAGAUUUGCUCUUGGAAGAUUCUUGAAAAUUUACCGCCUUCUACACAUAAGCACAUCUACUUUCAGCAGGAUCUGUCAUUUUUACUAAUGAUUUGCUCUGUAUAUAUUUUAUAAGCUGAUCAGAAAAGCUGUUAUAUUACCAUACAUGGAUAUUAAAUAAAUUAUAUUAAAGCUGUACCCAGAA